Molecule: messenger RNA, 552 nt
Organism: Trichoderma reesei QM6a
Lineage: Eukaryota; Fungi; Ascomycota; Sordariomycetes; Hypocreales; Hypocreaceae
Exons: 3
Coding region: 1-552 (183 amino acids)
Source: RefSeq, a predicted model, not a curated record
AUGGCUCUCAAGCCAGACACUCUGAACACAACUGACCAUAACUCUCCUCCUCGACCGAGUCCCAUCCCCACGCCCGCUAUCACUCCCACUCCCACUCCCACCGACAUCAUCGCCAGCAUCAUCACCAGCAGCGCAACAUCCCCUCCCCCGACAUCUACAGCUACCAGCAGCAGCAGCAGCACUGACAAUGGAGCCGGCUUCAUGCAGGUCGCCGAGGACGGCACGAGCGGGGACAAGCUCCUGCGCGGGUUCCUCGUCGGCAUGGCCAUUGGCAUCCUGGUGAGCCUCGUCAUGUGCUGCUGGCUGCCGUGCUUGCGAAGGGCGAGGCGGACGCGGCUGCAGAGGCGGAACGAUAACAUUAGGAGGAGGAGGCUGGUGGUUCUCGAGGACGAGGCGUGGGCAUACAAUGAUUGGAUGAUACAGGAUGGGAGUUGUGAGGCGUUGGGAAUUGGACAUUGGCAUCUGCCUCUUUGGCUUUAUUUGGAUCGUCUUGGGAAUAUCAAGUCGUCAGCUGUGACGAAGAACAACACGCUGCUGGAUGCUCACGAAUAG